AAAAUUUACAUUAUAAAACGCCCAAAAGACAAGACAAUGAUCGAUCAGGCUGCUUGGUAUCUAGAAAACAAAAUGUGGAGGCGAGCGGUGUCAUCGUCGUCAACAACACCUCAGCUCCUCCUGCGAAAGCUAUCACCGCCAUCAUCCGCUCCUUCCCUCACUAUCGUCCGAUCGCUUACCACCACCACCUCUUCCGCAACAACGCCGCCUCACUCUCACACUCUUUUCUCUGCCCCUCUUUCCGGUAAUACUUUGAAGAAGGUCGAAGAUGUAAUGCCCAUUGCUACUGGACAUGAGCGAGAGGAACUUGAGGCUGCCCUUCAGGGAAGGAACGUUCUUGAAAUCAAUUAUCCAGUUGGCCCCUUUGGUACCAAGGAUUCACCUGCUAUUGUCAAGUCUGUCUUUGACAAACGUAUAGUUGGAUGCCCUGGUGGUGAGGGAGAAGAUGAGCAUGAUGUUGUGUGGUUUUGGCUGGAGAAAGGCAAGCCACAUGAAUGCCCUGUCUGUUCUCAAUAUUUCAAGCCGCAUCAGACUACUGAACUUUACUUCCCUUCAUUGUGGCUGUUACAGGUUCUAAUUCUACUGAAUUGUUGUAACAAUUCAAGAGAGGUUGAUUUCCUUUAUUUUUGCAACUAAGAGAUAUAUUAGAUGGAUUACUGGAGUAGAGGUUCUUGAAAGACAAAAGUUACGAAUUAUUUUUGUGGAACUGAGGAUUUUAUUAUUAUUUUAUGGCAUUAAACAUUGUAUUGGAGAAUUAUCUUUGAGGAUGUUUUGUAUUUGGUGAAUUAGAGCUCUGACUCUUGUGAUCAGAUUCAAGGUUGCUAGUUUCUUUUAUUUAAUAUUUUUAUGGAUUAUUCAGAUUAAA
Quercus lobata is the source of this 865-nucleotide messenger RNA. Its product is annotated as cytochrome c oxidase subunit 5b-2, mitochondrial-like. NCBI's taxonomy places the organism in Eukaryota, Viridiplantae, Streptophyta, Magnoliopsida, Fagales, Fagaceae. The coding region runs from base 37 to 636 and encodes 199 amino acids. The transcript has 8 exons. Gene Ontology annotation, cellular component: mitochondrial envelope; respiratory chain complex IV. Gene Ontology annotation, biological process: mitochondrial electron transport, cytochrome c to oxygen. The record is from RefSeq and is a predicted model, not a curated record.